Molecule: messenger RNA, 3656 nt
Organism: Culicoides brevitarsis
Lineage: Eukaryota; Metazoa; Arthropoda; Insecta; Diptera; Ceratopogonidae
Exons: 12
Coding region: 48-3524 (1158 amino acids)
Cellular component (GO): plasma membrane
Molecular function (GO): protein binding
Source: RefSeq, a predicted model, not a curated record
AAAUGAGUUUCCAGGAUUAAUUAGUUAAUUAAUUAGAAAUUACAAAGAUGGUUCAACUAAUAGCGGUAGUGUUUUUGAUCCAUCUUUGUGUACUACAAACGGCAAUACAAUCGGGCGAUGCCUGUAGAAUAUCGGAAUUUAUGUGCAAGGGAGGCAAAUUGUGUCUGCCACUCGAUAGGUAUUGCGAUGGGAGAGACGAUUGCGGGGAUCGGAGUGACGAGCCGAAGCAUUGCACAGUUUGCAAUCGGACGUAUUACGGCGACGUUGGCAGAACAUACGCGAUAAGAGUCCCACCGCCACAAUGGAACAAACUGCCAUUUUUGUGUCAUUUAACGUUCACUGCCUCCGGACACGAUAACGGAGAUAUUGUACAGAUAAUUUUCGACUCGUUCUCCGUAGGACGCUUUGACGAGGGAUUAGUUGAUAGUGAUUUAGAAAAUGGGGAUGCUACUGCAUUAAUAUCCAGUCAGCUUGUUGGUGAAUUGCCAGGAUGCCCCGAAGGAUUUAUGCAGUUGAGCGAAUUGGGACGUCCUUUCACAGGCGGAUCGUGGUGCGGCAAAGCCAGUGGUCAUCAAUUAUAUUUCAGUGAGACAUCAACAGUAACGGCAUCAGUAAAGGUAUUUCAUGCGCCAAUGCAGACAGCCACACCGUUCGAAUUCAGCAUUCGCUACAAGUUUAUUCCACAAUCAGAAGCCAUUGUUCGAUACGGUUCGCCAAACGAGCUGCUCGAACUGGGCAAAGUUACGCCGGGCACGUAUUGCACGCGGCAAUUCGACGAAUGUUACCGCAAAAAGUGCCGUCUCCAAAGUCCCAAUUAUCCUGGCAUGUAUCCACGGAAUGUAACGUGCUACUGGACGAUACGGCAAAAAGUUGUGCCAACAUGUAAACAUGCGAUGGUGGCUGUGGGCCAAGAAAACGAACACAAAGCACUUGUUAAACGUUCCAUCGCCAGCUUCAACAAGACAUCAAAAUCCGUUCGUGCAUGGUCCGAUUGCACCGGCGAACGUGAUCAUCUCAUUUUCUACGACGGCAGUUCGACAAAUGAUCCUGUUCUUGCCAAGUAUUGCGGAGGCGACUGGUUACCGAAAGUUGUUUCACGUGGUCCCGAAAUGCUCGUUGCCUUCCAUUCAAGUCCGUUUUCCGCGCCAUUACAAUCCAGCAUCCCCAAUCGUGGCUUUGAGCUCGACGUGGAUAUCCUCUUUGCUGAUUCCGACUCUUACAACUACGCCAAAGGAAGUGCUGGCAAGUGCGAAUUUCACAUAAACGCAUCGAGUCCGGAUGAGGUUUUAAUGACGCGACGUGGUCGAAUGGGAACAAUUCUGAGUCCGAGACACACGCUGCCGCCAAAUACCACGUGCACCUACUACUUCCAUGGCAUCCCGACAGAUCUCGUAUGGGUUUCGUUUGCCAGCUAUCAUUUGCAGAUACUGCAGCCAUCAUCGAGUGACAACACAACCGUGGCACGGAACGAAAUUCCGCCCUGGAUUAUAAGAUUACGAAUUUACGACACUCUUGGCACGCAUUCGACAAUUGUCAAGACAACGACACCGAGCAGCAGCAUGUCUGGCGAUCGUCGACAAUCAAUGACGUCGCACAAUGGCACAACGAUGUUUAAUUACUACGCCUCGUCGCCAAAUCCGUUUGCCAGUGAGCAAUACAAGAUCAACGUUGACAAUGCGUGGAAUCCGGUUGACAAUUACAUUUACGGUCCAACGAGUAACAGUAUCUUUAAUCAAGUUUUGAAAGAUCCCAUGGAAGAAAGGGCAGCGAAGAAAGCGUCCCAAGGCUUGGGAAAGGGAAGUGAAAAGGAUAUUUUGAACGCUAUUAGAGACGGAAAAUAUCCUUUUGAUAAAGAAGCGAAAAAAGCGAAGUAUUACGAAAGAAGUAAAGAACGAUAUUCUACGAAUCGCCGCUUGGUAGCUGAAUUCUAUGACAAUGAAACCCCGAAGCUUUGCGAUCACGUGAUCUUAGACGAUCAAACUGAAGAUAUUCGCGGCGCUCGGGGAUGUACUCCUCUUGAAUCGUACGUCAGUACAGGCAGAGAUAUGAAGAUUGAGUUUCACUCAUUGACCGGUACGGCGCUUUUUCCCGCCAUUUUCGAGAUGAAAUACGAAUUUGUCGAUACAGAUCUCGGCGGUGAGCCAUGGGCUGGAAAGAAAGAUGAAGAAGUUCCUCCUUUAUGUUCUCGAGUCUUUAGAAAACGAAAGGGAAAUAUCUCAGGACCUCGAAAUAUUUUCCUUCACGGAAGAGGAGGAGCAAAGAACAUCAGUUGUUUGUAUCGCUUCGAAGCGAAUAUUGGCGAAAGAGUCGUUUUGCAACUUCAUAACGUUUCCUUUGGCGAUAGUGCUCAAUGUAGUACUGAGCCAGAUCCGCAUACGCAACGCCCUAAAUGCACGGAACUGGAUGUGCUUGAUCCCGAGGCACGAAUUGGCGAGCUUAAAUUCUUCGAUGUACCACAAAAAGAUGUGAAAAUACCUUUAGGAUGUUUCUGUGAUAAUACAAGUAGUUCUAUUAGUUCUCCCAUUACCAUUCAAUCGCAUUCGCGCACGAUGGAACUCACGUUUUUCGUGACGCGUCUCAAUGCGAGCGAAGAUUUUGCCGACAUUUACUUUUAUGCGUCCUAUGAGUUUGUCCGUGUGCCCGAGUGUCGCAAAAAGACAAAACUAAAAGGCUCCGGAGGCGAGGAAAGUGUUGAAUGGCCCUUGCGACGAAGCGAUGCCACGUGCGAUGGUUUGCCGUGGGUCAUUGAAGCGCAAGAGGAGCAUCGGAGUUUGUUCAUUCAAACGUGGGGCACUUAUAUGCCCGUUAAUCCGACAAUUGAGGAUAUCGCAAGGUGUCCCACAAAGAGUAGGCUAGUUAUUCAUUCGGGCCGUCCUUUGAGAGUGAUGCGUGUGAUUUGCCCAUCGUCGCCGGGAGCAAGAGCCUCGGCGCUGCAGAUUUUCAGCGAAGAUUGGAUGAAUCAGCAACCCGGGCUGUUUACGAGUGGGCAACCGAUUACGAUGGUACUUGAGGCAAUUAAUCGCGACACGGGCAAAAUUGCAUUUUCUUGGCUCGAAAUUCAACGUACCAAGGCAUCGUUAAUCCAGCAAUUAGAUAUGCAAUCGAAUAAUACGCUUAAUGAGACGUAUGCCGCAUUUGGCUUGCUACCAAAAAUGGAGGAAUGUGAGCACAAGUGUCCCGAAAUUGAUGCCUGUAUUGGCAGGAGUUUGUGGUGUGAUGGUCGUCCAAAUUGCCCUUCCGGCUUCGACGAAUCGGAAGAUCAGUGCGGCGCCAUGAUCACUCUUCUCGAAUUUCCGGGCGGCGUGUUUGCCGUUCUCGGAUGCAUCGCUGCUGCCCUUUCUGCCUGCCUUAUUUUCUGCAUAUUAGGCAUGGUACGAAAACGCAAGAAGCCUGUUGAUGUGAAGCAACUCAAUGGCGGUUCACAUCAUCCGACAGGCACACUGACAAAACACUCGCAAAAUAAUUCACACAGUCACACGUACAAGAAGGAACCUUUCUUCUUCGAUCCUCCAGAUCCCUCCUGACACGGACUUCAACCGGUCGAGUAUAUUCACGUCGAUCGGGAGACAACAGUGUGACAAAAUUGUUGUCAAAUCGUUUUUGUAGACUAUUAAAAAAAUUCUUCUUACCGUAAAAAAUAAAUAGGAGAAGCAAAA